This is a messenger RNA of Dentiscutata erythropus, 346 nucleotides long. The record is from the annotation of a GenBank genome assembly. NCBI's taxonomy places the organism in Eukaryota, Fungi, Glomeromycota, Glomeromycetes, Diversisporales, Gigasporaceae.
CGUUAAUAAGAACUCAAAAACGGUCAACAAUGGUAGUAGAAUUUCAAGUUCUUUAACGUCCUUACUUCCUGGUUACAACCUGGAUACCAGAUCUCAGUCUGCAAGUGCCAAAACAAAUAUCAUAUUCUGGGGAACAUCAUCCAUAACAGAAAACGAAUUUUGGCGUAUUUUGAAUCCUUCGAAUGAAGAUCAAUAUGCUGAAAUUCGUCCUGCAAAGUAUUUAACUUUAUUGUCCGAUAAGAAUAUAAGCGAAUAUAACACUUCAAGAAAUGUACCGUCAUCUCAAGCAGACUGGAAAUUAAUUGCAAGGACUAUCUUACAGAAUGUUAUAUGGUUCCUUAAAUUU